AUGGGUUCAUCAUUAUUUUAUGAAGCGAGGCGAAUACGUGGCACAAAAAUUUUUUCACGUUCAAUUUAUACGUCAGUUGGUGAUAAUUGUGUUGAUGCGUUACUUGGCCAUGCUUUACCUCUUUCAGCAAUUUUAUUAAUCGACGAACCAUUUAGUCGGAAAUAUGCGACGAUUUUCUUGAAAAAUUUCCUCGCGGAAGGUGUAUAUAAUGGACAUCGUUUGUUAGUUGCGUCAUCAAUAAGUGAACCAUUUGAAAUUAUAUCGAAUUUGCCACGAAAAGUGGAAAAUGUGGCAGAGGCAAUGGAGAAUGAAAACAGUGCUGAAUUAGCCGAUGUUGAUUUGAAAAUCGCUUGGCGAUAUUCGACUUUACCUAAGAAAGAUUCGGUUAUAACUAAUCAUUUUGAUAAAUAUUUUGAUUUAUCAUCCAAAAUUGAAGCGGAACGUUUAUCUGAGUGUGAUUUAACGAUAUAUCCAUCAGAUUUUUCGAAUUAUAAAGUUUUUUCCUACGAAAAACUUUGGCGAUUGAUUAAGAAACGAUUAGAUGAUAUUUCACGUUGCUCAAAGAGUUCGAGUUCUGACCAAAAUUUACUUCGAAUCGCAAUUCAAGGUUUUGGAUCGGGAACAUGGGAUGACUCGAAAGAAAUGAUGAGGUUUCUCGCUCUCUUAAGGGCGUCCUUGUGUAAUUCAUGUGCAGUUGCAAUAAUCACAAUGCAUUCUGAUGGAUUAAACGAGUUGAUCAGAGAUCGAAUAUAUUCGUACAGUGAUGCCGCUCUGGUUCUAGAAUCUACGGAAAAGCGACGUGUAGCGGCUGAUACAUUCGAUGAUCGAUUUAAUGGUUUCAUUCGCAUAAAAAAAUUGCCAGCAGUGAAUUCAAUUGCAUGUUCUUCUCCUAUAAGUACUGAUUUAGUUUACUACUUGUAUAAAAAAUAUUUGAAAAUCAAGAUUUAUCAUCUUCCUCCUUGUUUUGCUGAUAAAACUGAUAAAAAUAAAUCGAUUGAUAAUGUUCUUGACGAAUUUUAA
Molecule: messenger RNA, 1020 nt
Organism: Dracunculus medinensis (Guinea worm)
Lineage: Eukaryota; Metazoa; Nematoda; Chromadorea; Rhabditida; Dracunculidae
Source: the annotation of a GenBank genome assembly